AAAUAACAUAUGCCCAUCGUAAUCCACACAGUGCUGCUUUCUAUAAACAUCUGAGUGAUUGGAGCAUUGGUUUGUUUGGUUACGUUUGUUUUCGUAUGGUGAAGCGGUGCGAAAUUCGCAUAAUCUUGUGUGGAGACGUUGAGCAUUUAACCAUUUGAAUGCAUGGAUGAUAUAGCGUGAAAAAGAAACAACAGUUUAUGUGUUGGGAAUUUUUGUUUUACGGGGUACUGCGGUAAAUUGUCAUGCCCACAUUCCAACAGGAAGAAAUAGAAGUGAUAUUUAAUGAAGAUGAUUUACCGUAUGAAGAGGAAAUUCUCAGAAAUCCAUUUUCUGUUAAACACUGGUUGAGGUACAUUGACCACAAAAAAGGGGCACCAAAGCAGAGGGUUAAUAUUAUUUUUGAAAGAGCUCUUAAAGAGCUUCCAGGAAGUUAUAAAUUAUGGUAUAAUUACUUACGGUUAAGACGAAAACAGAUCAAAGGACGUUGUAUCACUGAUCCAUCAUAUGAAGAUGUAAAUAAUGCAUUUGAACGUUCCCUAGUUUUCAUGCAUAAGAUGCCAAGGAUUUGGCUAGAUUACUGUCAAUUUCUUAUGGGUCAGUGCCGAAUUACUCGAACACGUCAGUUAUUUGAUCGAGCUCUCCGAGCUUUACCCAUCACUCAGCAUCACAGAGUGUGGCCAUUGUAUCUCAAAUUUUUAAAACAAUAUAAUAUUCAUGAAACUGCUGUUCGUGUCUUUAGACGUUAUUUGAAGUUAUGUCCAGAAGAUGCUGAGGAUUAUAUUGAAUAUUUAAUAUCCAUUGAACGAUUGGAUGAAGCUGCUGUUAAAUUAGCAUAUGUUGUCAAUAAAGAUGAUUUUGUUUCAAAACAUGGAAAAUCAAAUCAUCAAUUAUGGAAUGAAUUGUGUGAGUUAAUUUCUAAGAAUCCAGACAAAGUCAGGUCUCUUAAUGUUGAUGCCAUCAUACGAGGAGGAUUGCGUAGGUAUACAGAUCAGUUGGGUCAUUUGUGGAAUUCCUUGGCAGACUAUUAUGUGCGGAGUGGUCUGUUCGAAAGGGCUAGAGAUGUUUAUGAAGAAGCAAUCCAGACUGUAACAACUGUGAGAGAUUUUACCCAAGUGUUUGAUGCUUAUGCUCAGUUUGAAGAAUUAAGCCUCAGCAAGCGCAUGGAAGAAGCUGCAAACACUCCUAACCCAACUGAGGAAGAUGAUAUAGACAUUGAACUUCGAUUGGCAAGGUUUGAACAUCUGAUGGAAAGAAGAUUAUUGUUACUGAAUUCUGUACUUCUGAGACAGAACCCCCAUAAUGUCCAUGAAUGGCACAAGAGAGUAAAACUCUAUGAAGGGAAACCACAUGAGAUUAUCAAUACAUACACAGAAGCUGUGCAAACUGUUGACCCAAAACUGGCAGUUGGAAAGUUACAUUCUUUAUGGGUUGCAUUUGCAAAAUUUUAUGAAGAAAAUGACCAGAUAGAUGAUGCUCGAAUAGUGUUGGAAAAUGCUACUCACGUGCCGUAUAAUAAAGUUGAUGACUUAGCAUCUGUUUGGUGUGAGUGGGCCGAGAUGGAAAUAAGACAUGAGAAUUAUGAAGAAGCGUUGAAAUUAAUGCAGAAGGCAACUGUAAUGCCUCCUCGGAAAGUUGCAUAUCAUGAUGAAACUGAAACUGUACAAAUGCGUCUUUAUAAAUCUCUGAAAGUUUGGUCAAUGUAUGCAGAUCUUGAAGAAAGUUUUGGAACCUUUAAAUCAUGUAAAGCGGUUUAUGAUAGAAUAAUUGAUUUGAAAAUAGCCACUCCUCAAAUUAUUAUCAAUUAUGGUCUGUUUUUGGAAGAACAUAAAUAUUUUGAAGAAGCAUUUCGAGCGUAUGAAAAAGGUAUUGCACUAUUCAAAUGGCCAAAUGUGUAUGAUAUAUGGAACACUUAUCUCACAAAAUUUUUGAAACGUUAUGGUGGAACUAAAUUAGAAAGAGCACGUGACUUAUUUGAACAAUGUCUUGAAAACUGCCCACCUAAGUUUGCAAAAGCCCUAUACCUCCUGUAUGCUAAACUGGAAGAAGAACAUGGUAUGGCUAGACAUGCUAUGGCAGUAUAUGAGAGAGCAACAAAGGCUGUGUUACCAGAAGAAAUGUUUGAGUUAUUCAAUAUCUACAUUAAAAAAGCUGCUGAAAUUUAUGGUGUACCAAAGACUCGACAGAUUUAUGAGAAAGCAAUUGAAGUUCUGAAUGAAGAAAAUGCUAGAGAAAUGUGUUUGAGGUUUUCUGAAAUGGAAACUAAAUUAGGAGAAAUUGACAGAGCUCGUGCAAUUUAUGCACAUUGCAGUCAAAUGUGUGAUCCAAGAGUAACUGCAGAUUUCUGGCAAACUUGGAAGGAAUUUGAAGUCAGACAUGGUAAUGAAGAUACAAUGAGAGAAAUGUUGAGGAUAAAGCGCAGUGUUCAGGCUACUUAUAACACACAGGUGAACAUGAUGUCAGCUCAGAUGCUAUCAGCAGCGAGUAACGUUUCUGGCACUGUUGCUGAUCUUGCUCCUGGUGCAAAGGAUGGAAUGCGAAUGCUAGAAGCCAAAGCAGCCCAAAUGGCUCAUGAAGAAAGAGGACCUCCUCAACCUAAAGGAGGAAGUAUUUUGUUUGUGCGGGGUGAAACUCAAGGUCAGGAUAGAGAUGGCACAGAUACAACUAGGGUUGUUAACCCUGAUGAAAUUAACAUUGAUGAGGAAGAUGAUGAGGAGGAGGAGGAAGAAGAGGGAGAAAAUGAUGGUGAUAAUAAUGAUGAAGACAUUCCAGAACAACAAGAAGUCCCUGCUGAAGUAUUUGGUAGUUUAAAGAAAAGAAACGAAUCUGAUAGCGAUGACUGAAGAUCAUUUUUCUUCAUUAUAAAUGAGGCAUGCCGAAUAUCAAAAUACAAUAUAAAUUUUGUUGUAUAUUUUUAUUUACACAUAAUAUGUACACACACUGGAUGUAGAUAGUGAAUUGUCCAACAAUAAACAGUUUGCUAGAA
Gryllus bimaculatus (two-spotted cricket) is the source of this 2983-nucleotide messenger RNA. The record is from the annotation of a GenBank genome assembly. NCBI's taxonomy places the organism in Eukaryota, Metazoa, Arthropoda, Insecta, Orthoptera, Gryllidae.